CAAAACCGGAGCGAGCGGCGCUGCCGCUGAUGCUGCUGAGGGAGGGGCGAGGUGCGGGGGCGAGGCGUGGAAGAAAGGACAGUAGAGUUCAUGCACGACAUCCACCUGAGUGAGUGAGUGAGAGAGCGAGAGAGAGAUGUCAUGCUCCCCCGUCUCUCUCAUUUCCCUCGCUCGCUCCUUUCUCGUUCCUUCUUUUCCCAGUUUUCGCCCUUUCUCUUUCUUACAAGCACACGCUCCGUGCCGUGUCGUGUCUCUAUCCACCCCAUCCCCUCCGUGCAUCUCCUAACGUCGCCGACCCAUCAUUUACUUCACCGCAAACAGUGGAGAUUGUAUUUGGCGACGCGUGAAGGGACAUGGAGACACCGUUGCAAUAAAAAAAAUGGUUCAGGAAUGCUGUAGGAAAUGAGGAAAAGUCUAGUCGUGGUUGCCCUCCGCUUGUGACGCUUAAUUUUGUUUCGUCGGAGCUGUAGCUUUAGCGAGACGCGAUGUGGAUUUCCUUGGUAAUCGUUUGCGGGUGAUUCUGCCUCCGGAAAAAAGGCCUUGUUUUGGUUUGCGAUCCUGGGAAGUGUGAGGCUGCUGUGAGCCAGUCGCCGCGUGCAGCGUUCACGUUCUCUGGCGGGUGUCAAGCUCGGGUUUCCUUGUCCCGCAAGGGUCAGGUUCUUGUUUUGGCCCAAGUUUGCCAAUCUGGCGACUUGGUUAAGUGGUUUCGGCCUUGACUGUGGUCGGUCUUAGACACUGUAGUUAGUGUCGCUAUCUGCCUUGGGGUUCGCCCUCGUGGGGGUUUCGUUUGAGACUGGAGGUCGAAACUCGUAUGUUCCAUAAAGUUGAAAGCAAUGAUACUUUUUGCUCGAAGAACCAACACUGAUUUGUGGUCUUGAUGUUGAUGGGGUUGCAGUUCAGCUAUUGCCUUGAAGAUCUCAGGUGCAUGACGUUGUGAGAAAAUUUUAGGGGAAAUAUGUUCCUCUUUUGAGAGGUAGUUGACGUAAGCUUGUCGAGUAAUCACUUGUUUGAGGUUUGCAGCAUUUCUGGUCGCUGCAGACGUUUGAUGCAUGACGCGAGCCCUGUGGAUGUAUAUCUCCGUUGCAUCGGUAAUUAUACGGCCUCUUCUGCUCAAGCUGUCACUUCAGUAGCUUCAACAGCUUCGCUGUGCCAGUUACGCAGUACCGCGUUCUGAUGUGAACUACAUUCUGCGCCAUUUACAGCGCUCAAUGCAAAAUCCUGAAGUCUAGGAUCAGAAUAGUGAGAUCGGAACCUACCUGGAAACUACCUGGUUACAAGAAAGCCGAACAGCAAGGGAAGCUACAUACUGAUCAGCUCUACGGGGAUUGAGUUCUGUCACAGCUUUGAAUAAUGCUAUGUGAAGGACGUCAACGUUUUUCAACCUGAAUCGAGAUGCCGUCAAGGUGGUGCAGAGGCGCAUUCCGAUUCAAUGACACAGAAAAGCAACUGGGAAUGAGAUGUUGCCAAGUCAUGUCCAUUUGAUACUAAAUUUCUGUUGCGACGCCAGCAUUUAACUCCAGUUUACCACCAUGUCGGCAGUGAGUCUCUAUACAUGACAAUCGCUCGAGUCAAAUCAAAUUUCUGGAGGGAAAAGGUGAACGCGUGCUUCUUCGGAUAUUGUGGGAGUACCCGCAGCUGUCUGCGUCCGAAGCAUCGAUAUAGCCAAAUUUACAAACAACUCGAGCAUUUCUUGUGCGCCGAAUAGCUUGAUGAAGCGGGACUUAUUGAAGCUUUGAUAGCGCAAGGAUUAUUACUUUCUCAAUUUAGUCUGACACACUCCCAGUGAAAGCUUCUUGCGUAAGUCUCAUGAGCGCGGAACCUUGGUUUCGUUGUUGUGAUCUAGGGUGCACGCUCCUUUCUAAGCAAUAUUAGGAACACCAAAAGUGGAACGUAAGUGGUAAUCCAAGAGAAAAUUUGAACCAGCGGAGGAGAAAUAACGGGAAGGCGCUGCUGGACGAGGAACAAGAUACAUUGUUGAGACUGCAGAUUUUUAAAGAUGCAGGUCGGCGAUCGGAGUUUUGAACAAGGUGAAAGCAGUGAGGUUCGCAAAUGCACCGUCCGAGGCUGCAUAAAGUCAACCUCCGGACCGUGGAUAGUACGCCGUCCUCCAGGCAAAGGUCAAUCAACUGCCCCAGCUGUACUUAGGAUGCCCUCGGCACGAGAGCGCGAGAACAAUAAGAGGAGGGAGAGGCGGCGACGAGCUAUAGCUGCUAAAAUAUUUGCUGGGUUGCGCGCCCAUGGGAACUAUUGUCUUCCCAAACACGCCGAUCAUAAUGAGGUACUCAAAGCCUUGUGUCAGGAGGCCGGCUGGCAAGUGGAGGAGGAUGGCACCAUCUUCAGAAAGGGAUCGCAGCCACCUUCAAGGGAAGUAACUACAGCGCACAAUACUCCUGAAGGCACGCCAUCAUACGAGAGAUCCUUCAAGUCAGAUACCAGUCCCUCAACCUCCUGCAGCCAAGCUGGGCAAACCAGUGAUGAACCCACGUGCACUGCUAGGAGCGGCGGCGCCGAAGUCAGGCACCUUGGCAGAAUAAGUGUUGAUUCUCAGUUUGAAGAUAAAAGACAGCGCUGUGACCCGCUCUCCAACUUCAAAACAGUGGUAGCAUUUCCUUCCGCUGUGCAAGCAAGGAACCCGAAUCCUAAUUCCAGAGAUCCGAAGAAUAGGGCAGGACCUAAAUCUGUGGCAGGGUUUCUGCUUCCAGAGCAAACGGUGAGGUUGCACCAUGUUGGCAACUUGAACGAUCCGCCAGUACCUGGCGCAGAGGAUAUUGCCGAAGUCUGCACUGCACUGGCGGUGAAGAACGAAUGGGAAACCACGCAGGGUACUGCAGGUGUGCUGUAUUCAGGAGGACAAACUGUUGGACAGACCUAUAUUGUGUCGUGUGCAUCGGAAAAGGACACCUCUGGACACGACAGGUUUUCCCAUGACCCCCUUGUUGCGGACAUGAUGGAUUGUGUGGACCUUGGUCAACAACUCGAAUGUGGUAGACGAAAAAGGUUCCUUGAACACCAGUCCAAGCAGCUGGAAUACGACCAGCUCAAUCCCUACCUCAACGUGCAUAUGAACGGAGACUCGUCUGUGGUAUCCCAAGUUCAAAGGCAAACCCAAGACCCAGAUCCGGGGAAGCACUACACGUUAUUCCCCGAAGCGGCCGACUUGCUCAACCAAUCGCAACGAGAACAAGGGGAUCAAUACUCAUGCAUCACUCACGAAAUGGUGGAUGUCACUGGUCAAGCAUACAAGUCCCUCAAGGAUGGUCUCUGCUUGUGGUCCGGAAGAGAUGGAGCUUCCGUCAGCACAGGUUCAACUCGUUUGAGCUUGCACCCAGCAGCAGCAGCAGCAUCUACUACAGCGAGUAACCGCGGUGGAGCUUCAAUCAUCUCUCUUCAACACAAAAAGGUCGACGCAGACGAGGAUAUUGUUAAGGACAUCGCUGAUGACCUCACGCUCACUCUGUGCACUUCGUACAUGGCGUUACUCUUUUGCAUGCACUUGAAUUCUAGAUGGAGUAUUCAGCAUGAGUAGAUUCAUUUGGAGGGUGUGAAUGAGUUCUUUUUGGAACCUGUUCUGAGAACUGACCUGUCCACACUUGACUAAGAUUAGAAUAAAUUAAAAUAAAAUGAAGUGGGUCACAAGGGGUAGUUCGAAUGAUAGUGUGUGAUAUACUAGUGCAAGUUUAACAUGAAAUAAUGGUAUAUUGAUGACGAUUUGAUGUCUUAAGAUUAAUCUAUUUUUGGAAUUAAUGAUAAAUACAACAAGAGAUCAAAUGAC
Messenger RNA from Physcomitrium patens, 3772 nucleotides. RefSeq lists its product as uncharacterized. Gene Ontology annotation, molecular function: DNA-binding transcription factor activity. The record is from RefSeq and is a predicted model, not a curated record. NCBI's taxonomy places the organism in Eukaryota, Viridiplantae, Streptophyta, Bryopsida, Funariales, Funariaceae. Gene Ontology annotation, biological process: brassinosteroid mediated signaling pathway; DNA-templated transcription.